GGCGAGGAUCGUGGCUUCCGACCUCGAGUGGGAGCUGCGGUGGAUCGCAUCAGAACGAGUGGGUGGCCGCCGUGAUUCACAGGUUCAAUACUCUGCCUUCGUUGCGCGCUCGGACCGCUCGGACCUGCAGCUACCACCCUCUAUUGAACGCGUAUGCGGCGUGCUCGGACUGAUGUCCAUUCUCGACCGUCAGGAUCAAAACACCUUACGAGCGGACCACACCCCCCUUGGCGAUGCCCGCGCAGCGUCGAGGCAUCUCUCUCUGGACUGUCGGACCGCAUACAGACCGUCGGCAGUUCAUCCCUACUGCGUCAAUCCCUCGCGACUGUUCGUACUCGAAACAGCCACGCUCGUAGGUGAGCUGUUUGGCGAAGAUGGGCCGCAGAAGGCACCGCAAACCAACGAUCCAGGCUUCCGAGAGACCGCUCUCAGCUGGUCCGCAACUUCAGGGAUAUUCUCUGAAAAGCGUGGUUGAAGCUAAGCCUGACUUAUCCAAGGCCGUGCAGGCGGUCACGAGCGUCAGGGCAAGCGUGAGCGUCGCAGAGGACACAGGGCUGCUCGUCUCAAGCAGCCGGAAGAUCGACGAGCUCAAGGCGAAGGCGGACGAAGCCAAGCGGCGCUACGACCUCACAACCGUGUCCGAUCCGCUAUGCCCUGUCAGACCUCCAGGUGUUCCCAGCAGCUCGAGGCGAAGAAUGCGGAGGAGGACACCGCGAGGGAGUAUGGUCCGAAUUAGUAACCACGAAACGAACGCGAUGAAUGGCAACAGGCAUAUCGUCGCACGACUUCUAGGCGAGGUGCGUUCAUGCCGCGCCACUGACUUGGCACUCCAACCAUGCUGUCGCACCUGCUUCAAGACGUCUGGAGUGAAGAAGCCCCACUGGCCACAAAGCGUUCAGCGGUUCAUGAAUACCUUACAGACGAUGACACGAAUCGGAGGACUUGCGGAGCCGGCUACACGCAUGUCCGCAUCUCAUGAAAUGUAUCUGGACGACCGCAACCUCUGACUGUUGUGCGUCUCCGAAUGGAUUCCCCCCCUCCUCCUCCCUAGGUGUCUCUAGUCCUAGGCUUUCGAUAUGGGAUCCACACCGUGGAUCGAUGAAGGGGGAGCAGGAUUACGGGUGGCUCAGCGUCGCAGAUGCGCCGUAUGCUGCUCGUCAAUCUGUGUGUAUAGCUGUGGUUACUCACGAAAGGCGCCAGCUACGCCCUCAAAUCCACCGAGAUUGACAACCCUGGGAUUACUGG
This is a messenger RNA of Fomitopsis serialis, 1245 nucleotides long. RefSeq lists its product as uncharacterized. The record is from RefSeq and is a predicted model, not a curated record. The transcript is spliced from 4 exons. Bases 375 to 1007 code for a protein of 210 amino acids. Lineage: Eukaryota; Fungi; Basidiomycota; Agaricomycetes; Polyporales; Fomitopsidaceae.